Molecule: messenger RNA, 1207 nt
Organism: Thalassophryne amazonica
Lineage: Eukaryota; Metazoa; Chordata; Actinopteri; Batrachoidiformes; Batrachoididae
Gene: c9h5orf15
Product: chromosome 9 C5orf15 homolog
Exons: 4
Coding region: 37-1107 (356 amino acids)
Source: RefSeq, a predicted model, not a curated record
AUCAGCCCCGCCCCUUCAGUUUGUUACGCUGUCAACAUGGCGUCGGGUUGUUCGGUGAGGCAAAGUUGGCGAAGAAGUGUUAUUUUUGUGGGCAUUUUUAUUCAUCUUUCAAUCAACGGUUACGUGUCGCUUCCUGUAAACAUAACGAAUGGUGCACCUAAGGAGCCACUUGCAAGUUUUUCUGUGACUUCUUUGGACACGGCAGCAAGCAAGGAUAAAGUGGAGCCUGUAGCAUCUAAACAGAAUCCUACAGUAUCAUCAGAUUCAACAAGUCCUGAAAAAACCUCCAAUAACUCCACAAUAACCAAUGCAGAGCCACCAAAAGACAGCAAGACGACUAGUGUGUCAAAAACAUCCACAGAGAACAAAGGCAGAAGUCAAGUCACCAUUAUUGGUACUUCUGAGAUACAAAACACACCACUCAGUGACCGGAAUUCAACAAGUACAGAUGACUCAGGAGGCAAUGUUAAGGCACAAGGUAUACCUGCUGUUUCUCAGGAUGUUCCGGCUUCUCAUCCAGAAUCUGCUGUGAAAAAACCCACAACAGCCAAACCUACAACAGAUAAUGCAGAAGCUCCUGUUUCUAACUCCAAAACCUCCACCCAACAGAACCUGUCCACAGUGGACAACAAUGAUGCAAGUAUACUGCUGAACAGUGACGAAGAACUAGGACCACCUCAGUCACCCGAUGAUGAUGAAGACGGUGAUGAUGAUGGUUAUGGAGAUGAUGAUGCCACCGAUAGAGAUGAUGAUGCUGGUGACUUAAUUGAACAGUCUCUGAGCGAAAAUGAUCAGAGGAACAAUGGCCAGCUGCAGCCAGACAGGACACACGAGGAGCCAAACAGGGAGCAUGGUUAUAAUGCCAAAGGCCUCUACAACUCAGAAGACGAGGACUCACACUUCUUCUUCCAUCUGGUUAUACUGGCUUUUCUGGUGGCCAUAGUUUACAUCACAUACCACAACAAGAGGAAGAUUCUUCUACUGGCUCAAAGCCAUCGCUGGAGGGAGAAUCUGUGUUCUCGCAACACGGUAGAUUAUCACCGCCUGGACCAAAACGUCAACGAGGCCAUGCCUUCCCUGAAAAUAACACGAGACUACGUUUUUUGAUCCUUAUUCAAGAGAACACUACAUACAUCAACAUGAGCCAACUUGCCUUCCUGCCAGACCAGUGGCAAAUGUCGCAUGCUUUGUUGAGAUUUUAUUUGUU